AAUAAGGCAAGUUAAAAAAUUUUCACGCUCAUACAUCGUAAUCGAAUCAAAGUUUUCGAUUUCUAACGCUCAUUGUCAAGGUGUCCCCUUUAUUAGCACUAUUAAAAGAGAUAAGCCUGAAUUAUAAUGACUAACAAUACUACGUAAGUCAUGAACUUUAUACAAAAAAGCCAUGUGUGCGGUAUAUUGUGAAUUCGUGGAGCAUAUACGAAGAAUACUUAUCACAACUUUUUCCGUAAUCAAACAACUAUUUACAGAUAAGAAAUAAGAUAAGUAUGCGCAAGUAACUAAAGUAACUAACCAGCAAGUGUUUUGUCUAGUCAGUAUUGCUGCUAUAGAAGGAUCUGAAGCUCAAACAGACAAGCGUAGGAAAUUUUAAUCGGUCAUUUCUAAUAACUCAGAACAGUCUAACAGCUUUUAAUGAGUCGGACUUUUAAAAAGCGCGUAUUAUUAAAUCCGUGACAACAAUGACGAGGUAGCCGUGAAAGUAAAGGCCAUGUAACACUUUUUAGUUAUUUUAUAUCUGUUAACUCGUGUGACGUAGAGAAAGUCUUAUAGCAUUAAAUAAACACUGCCACGUCUUAAGGAAAUAAAGCUAUAGUAUAGUGUCCGUAUAAAUUAAGUUGUAACUUGUUCAUAUUCAAAAUUUGAUAUUAUCUAUGAUACAUUAAUGAAGCCAAAUCGAAUUAUGCCCAACUCCGUCCCCUCCCCAAGGAAUAAGCGAAAGAAGCGAGCUUAAAGAUUUCGCCGCGUCUUACGCUUGAUCAGUAUUAUCAGAGCACGCAGACAGCUUAAAGCGUCGUUUACAUACCGUCUGGAUACCGUAGUUCCCAAUUGAUGAGUUUUGACUCGUUUUUUAUGAUGAACAAGGUUAUGUUUACCGACAUUCGAAGAGGCUGUAUAAACGUUUCGCAGCGAUACAUAUUCUCACUGAUGUGCUUCUUCGCACUGUUCAAUGCAUUUGCAAUGCGUGGUUGUCUAUCGAUUGCCAUCACGGAAAUGGCAAUGUCCACAAACAAUGACGAAGGCCUCGUCGAGGAAGAAACCUGUUCCUACUCAGAUGACAUAGUGCCGGACAAUAGUACCAGUAGUACUGGAUCAACCAAAGGUACUUACGACUGGGACGAAUUUACUCAGGGCCUCAUACUGUCGUCAUUCUACUGGGGCUACGUGGUGACGCAUCUCCCAGGCGGUUGGGUAGCCGAGAAAUACGGCGGCAAGCACACAUUGGGCUUCGGAAUUUUGUUAACAGCCGUUUUCACGCUGCUAACACCUGCAGCCAUCUACGUAGGCGACUCCACUGCUCUCAUAAUUCUGAGGAUCUUCAUGGGUCUCGGCGAGGGUACGACCUAUCCGGCGAUCAACGUGCUUCUAGCCAAGUGGACUCCACCUGAGGAGAGAUCGAGAACUGCAUCCUUCGUUUACGCUGGAGCCUUGAUUGGCACGGUUUAUGCAACUACUGUGUCUGGUUGGAUACUGCAGUAUUCGAGUAUAGGAUGGCCGCUAGUAUUUUACGUCAUGGGGACGAUCAGCGUCAUUUGGUUCUUCAUUUGGCUGCCGGCCUGCUACAAUAGUCCAAAGGAUCAUCCCUUCAUUUCCGAGAAAGAGGUAAACUACCUGAACGAGCGAAUGAACGAGCACACCCACGAGAAGCCGCCACCAGUUCCAUGGCGACACAUUCUAUCAUCGAAACCCUUAUGGGCAGUGAUAAUCGCGCUGAUCGGCUUCAACUGGUCCAUCCUCAGCAUAAUCACUGACUUACCCAAGUACCUCAGCGGCGUGCUCAAGUUCUCCGUAGCGAACAAUGGCUACCUCACGUCCCUGGUCUACCUGUGCAUGUGGAUCGGCGGCAACACUAGUCCCUGGCUCGCGGAUUACCUUAUCUCCAAGAAGAACGUUUCCACCACUAAAGUGCGCAAGUACGGCUCCAUCGUGGCUCUUGCCAUCUCGUCCUCCUUCAUUGUCGCAGCCUCGUACGCCGGUUGCGACCGUGUGCUCGUUAUCGGUAUGUUCACCGUGGCGAUGACGAUGAUGGGCGCUGCGUAUCCCAGUGUCAUGGUGAAUCCCCUGGAUCUCAGUCCCAAUUACGCAGGGACUUUGAUGGCUCUCACGAAUGGACUGUCGGCUCUUACGGGAAUCGCAGGACCUUACCUCAUAGGGAUCAUGACACCGAAUCAGACUCUGGGUGAGUGGAGGUUCGUGUUCUGGAUUCUAUUUGGGGUGUCGAUCGUAAGCAACGCGAUCUUUUUGGUGUUUGGAAGUGGAGAUGUUGAGUACUGGAACGAUCCGGAAUUUGUGAGGAACGAGAUCAGUGAGAAGGAGAGGAAGAGAUCCAAUGCUGCAUAAGCUUUUCAUGUGUAAUGUGUCGAUUAAAUUGUGAAUUUUUUCAAGAAAUAUUAGGUGUACGUAGUCGUUGACUAGUCAAUAGUCAUGCAAUACACUCAUAGUGUGUAAGUAAAAAGCUGAAUUUAAAAUAUUGUGAUUUUAACGUAUGUAUGUGAACUUUUUAUUUUGUAAAUAAAUUAAAUAGCGAAAAUAACCACCACCAUACAACGAAUAAUAUUAUAUUUGUUAUGUGGCAAAGCAGCAAUGAAGCAAGAGGUAUCGGUUGCAUGCAAUAAAAUGCACGCGCCUGCACUCUACCAUACAUAGAAAAAGUAAUUGAUGAAUGAAGAAUCUCUUUGAAAUAAGUCAGCGUUGCCAACAAACAAUUGGCACAGGUUUCUUCAUCUGAUACACCGUAUUCAUUGUCUAUAUGUAUAAUGUAUCAUGCGCAAUUUAUUAUUUGAAUAAGAAUGAAAAAAAUUAAGUAAAAAAAUUACAUAAUAUACUCACGAGUUAUAUUUUGUCUUACAUUGUACAUUUGUUUUUGUACAUAGCUUAUUUCAAUAAAGACUGCGUUUCAAAACUAUUUAUUCUUUUCGAUUCGUUAAUAUUCGUAAAAAUUUGAAUAUUAUUAAACCAAUCAUUUAUUUCUUCUUCAGCAUAUGUAGCUACGAAUAAAAUGACAGAUCAAACUUUACUACAUGUGAUCUUAUAUUUAAAAAUCCAAAAACGUUAAUAUUUUAACAAUAAUCUACGAAACAAUACGCAUAUUUUAUAGAAUUUCAAUCAUUUGUUCCAACAAGUAUAUUGUUUUAAAUACACUUUUUCGAAAUCUGAUACAUAUUCAGGUAUUAAAAGGCAGAACGAUGAGUAGAAUUUAUGACGGUUUUUAAAGGAAUUCAAUCCCAUGUGAAUUGCUAUUAACCAAGAAUGAACACCUGUAACAAGAUGCAAGUGUAUAUUUUAUCAUGUAUAAUCUAUGUUCUAAUAAAGUUUGUAAUAGAAAC
Molecule: messenger RNA, 3332 nt
Organism: Nasonia vitripennis (jewel wasp)
Lineage: Eukaryota; Metazoa; Arthropoda; Insecta; Hymenoptera; Pteromalidae
Product: sialin-like
Exons: 5
Coding region: 838-2346 (502 amino acids)
Biological process (GO): transmembrane transport; monoatomic anion transport
Molecular function (GO): transmembrane transporter activity
Source: RefSeq, a predicted model, not a curated record